Homalodisca vitripennis (glassy-winged sharpshooter) is the source of this 2698-nucleotide messenger RNA. Its product is annotated as putative inorganic phosphate cotransporter. Bases 356 to 2089 code for a protein of 577 amino acids. Gene Ontology annotation, molecular function: transmembrane transporter activity. The transcript has 9 exons. Gene Ontology annotation, biological process: monoatomic anion transport; transmembrane transport. The record is from RefSeq and is a predicted model, not a curated record. NCBI's taxonomy places the organism in Eukaryota, Metazoa, Arthropoda, Insecta, Hemiptera, Cicadellidae.
UUUUAAUAUCUGUAGUGAAAAUAAGAUUAAAAAUCAGUUUUACUCAAGUGAAAGCUAAAUAUUUGUUUAUCAGUGAACUCCACGAUAGCGUAAUUAGAUAAGUAAUUAACAUCAAUUUAGGCUGAUCAAAGGAUUAUUUUCGCGUUAUCAAACAUAAUUAGAGCGGGCAAAUAAUCUUCUUUUUACCAGUCUGAGAAGUGACACGUCAACGCCGCCGGUUCAAAGAUCGAAUAACGAAGCGUAUAUUAAUUCAGAACGUUAUACGUAAUCACAGCACAGGCGCCCGACUGAAGGAAGGAAGGUGAGGUUAUGUUUACAUAGCAGGAGCUCGACUGGUAGCGACACUAGCGGCACGAUGGCGAACUACGGGACGUGGCGGCAACCUCUCGCCCCGGCCGCGGCGACGCCACAAGGCCGCAGACAUAAGAAUGGGCGUGCGGACAGGCGAACCAGCGAGUCGUCUAGGUUAGGUCAGGUGUGUAGUGUGACAGCAGUGACGAUGCCGGCGAGCGUGAGGGCGAACGGAGAAUCUGGAGGGAAACAUGUGUUGGUGUGGAACCAAAUCGACUUGGACCCAGAAGACAAGAACGCUUCCAGCAAACCCAUCGAACCGGAAGCAUGCUUGGGCCAGCGGCAUUUUGUGACACUGAUGCUCUUUUUGGGCAUGGCCAACGCCUACGUGAUGAGGACGAACAUGUCGGUGGCAAUUGUGGCUAUGGUCAAUCAGACAGCUCUGCCCAAGGAUGACAAUGUCGUGGACGAUGAGUGCGGUACUGGCGCUACGCUCAACAACGGCACCAAGGCUGUGGAAUACACCAAAGAAGGAUCCUACGUCUGGGACACAACUCUGCAAGGAUACAUCUUGAGCUCCUUCUUCUAUGGUUACGUCUUAACGCAGAUCCCAUUCGGUAUCCUGUCUAAGAAGUUUGGUGCUCGGUACUUUCUCGGUGUCGGGAUGCUGAUAAACUCCGUGUUCGGGUUCCUAGUUCCUGUCUCUGCCAAUCACGGAUUUGGAUGGCUCUGCGUCGUCCGGUUCAUCCAAGGGCUUGGAGAGGGUCCGAUUGUGCCUUGCACUCACGCCAUGCUUGCGAAGUGGGUGCCACCAAAUGAGCGCAGUCGGAUGGGAGCAUUCGUCUAUGCAGGUGCGCAGUUCGGAACUGUGAUCUCUAUGCCAGUGAGUGGCUUCUUGGCAGAGCACGGGUUCGACGGGGGCUGGCCCUCCAUUUUCUAUAUUUUUGGCCUGGUAGGAGCCAUCUGGUCCAUCGCCUUUCUGUUCUGGGUGGAUGAAGACCCGGAGACUUGCCGCAAUAUCAAGGAAGACGAACAAAAGUACAUCAUCAACUCAGUCUGGGGUUCUGCUGGCAUCUCGUCUCCGCCGGUGCCCUGGAUGUCUAUCCUCAAGUCUCUGCCAUUCUGGGCUAUCCUUAUCUCGCACAUGGGACAGAACUACGGCUACGAGACUCUCAUGACUGAGCUGCCCACCUUCAUGAAACAAGUGCUCCACUUCAACAUCAAAGAGAAUGGAACAAUGUCAGCUCUGCCGUACCUUGCCAUGUGGAUCCUGUCCAUCGUUAUCAGCUUCUUCGCCGACCACAUGAUCCAGAACGGCAGGCUCAGCCACACCGUGGUCCGCAAGAUCGCCAACGGCAUCGGUCAGUAUGGGCCAGCCAUCGCCUUAGUUGCAGCCUCCUACACGGGAUGCAACCCCUACAUGACCGUAGCUAUCCUGACCUUGGGGGUGGGUCUCAACGGCGGAAUCUAUUCCGGUUUCAAGGUGAACCACUUGGACAUCUCCCCGAGGUUCGCCGGAAUACUCAUGUCUUUCACCAACUGCCUGGGCAACCUGGCCGGCCUCUUGGCCCCCAUCACGGCAGGCUACAUCAUCCACGGCAGGCCUACGCAAGCUGCUUGGCGUGAGGUUUUCUUCAUCUCCGCAGGCGUGUACUUUGUGUGUCAGACCUUCUACCAAGUGUUCGGCACAGCUGUGCGGCAACCGUGGGACAACCCUCAAGCCGAUUUAGAUAAAGCCUCUCUUCGGCCGGACAGCGAGAACCCCCGCGCCAAGGACACGCAAGAGACGCAACACUGAUACGCACAGACUCUGUUGUUGUUUAUUUAUAAGUGUUUGAACUGCUCUCUGAGCGUUCUUCGUUGUUCUCUUCAGUUCGGUUCUUGUUUGAUUUGUCUUCUUGGUAAAACCGGUUGGAAGAAAUAUGUUCUGUCGCUUUAAAAAGAAAUCGAACAAAUUAAAUAAGAACUGACCUAAAACUAGCGUUGUGAGUCGAAUGACAUAUUUAUUGCGUGACUACUACGGGCUGUGAGUAGAGUGGGUGGGCUGAGUGAAAGACGUCGCGAACGGUAGAAAUGUAAGAAGUGUUAUAUACUUAGCGUAAUCCUAAGUACGCUGAUAUUUGUUAUUUUUAUAAACUAGUUUUGUAAGCAGAUGGCCUAGGGUAAAGUGAAUUAGUGCACCGAAGUGCAAUCGUUCAGAAGACCGAUAUUAAAGUUCAGCCACUUUCGGCUCUACUUAUUGUAUUAUUUUUAUUUAUUUGGAUUUAGUUAUUAUUUUUAAUUAAUAAUUAAAUACUUGUUAACGUAGACUAUAGUAGUACAUUCCACAAUGGAAAUAUUGUGUAAUUUUAUAAUUCAGAAGAAUUUAUAUACCAAAUUAAAAGGUACGAUUUUAAAUCCACUGACA